Messenger RNA from Rosa chinensis, 2095 nucleotides. RefSeq lists its product as uncharacterized. Bases 891 to 2030 code for a protein of 379 amino acids. The record is from RefSeq and is a predicted model, not a curated record. Lineage: Eukaryota; Viridiplantae; Streptophyta; Magnoliopsida; Rosales; Rosaceae. The transcript has 2 exons.
UGUAUUGUUCAUAGUAUAAAAUGUCUAUGUCAUGUAUAAGAUAGGUAUUUUAGGUAUAGUGACUUGUGAGUCAAGCUUUAUGCCAAUGGGGAACAAGUGUGGCAAUCAUCAUCAUCACAACCACAAUGUGAAGCUGCAAAUGAAGAAGCCACAAGAUGAGGCUACAAUUGAAGAUGCCAUCAAGUUGUAUCAUUAAUUACUUCAAAAUGUAUCCCUAUAAAUACCUCCUUUGAAUGAAAUGAAAGACACACUUGAAUCUCUGUUCUCUCUCUCUCUCUCUCUCUGUUAAAUUUACAUUGUCCUUAAACACGUUAUCAGCACGAGCUCCUAGCCCUUGCUAGCCAUACCGUGCGGUGCCCCUGCGCUCGUUCCUGUGCAGAUCAGUCCGUUUGCACACCCCGAAACAUCUUGAUCGGGACCUCAGAUCAAAAUCCUUCCUUCAUCAAAGUUGUUCGUCUCUGUCUUUUCUAUUGGACCUCCAAAUUUCAGCCUUAUUGGAGUGGUUUUGAGACCUGUACAUCAUUUGAAGUGGGAGUUGUUCAGCAUGCUGGUUCCUGUGCAGAUCAGCCUGCUUGCACGCCCCGAAACAUCUUGAUAGGGAUCUCAGAUCAAAAUCCUUCCUUCAUCAAAGUUGUUCAUCUCUGUCUCUUCUAUCUGACCUCCAAAUUUCAGCCUCAUCGGAGUUGUUUUGGGACCUGAACUAUUCCGUCAAAAAGCAAGCAGCACCUCCUGCCGAGUCCCUACGCAGCAGCUGCCGAGACCCUGCACAGCAGCUGCCGAGACCCUGCACAGCAGCUGCCGAGCCACCUGCCAUUCCGGCAACUUUCCGACACUUUUCCGGCGACUUUUGGGCCACUUUUUCGGUCGUUUCCGACAACACUAUUUCAAGGAUGUCGAAUGAACCUAGACUCGAUUUUCAAAUCCUUGACUCAACUGGUUCGGAUUACCAUAGUUGGAAAACCGACGUUGAAAACCAUCUCACAUCAAAAGGGAUAUUGCCCAUAAUCCAGGCACCAAAUGCAGGCCUUGUGUUCCAACGAACACCCAUAAAACAUGCACAAGCAAUUAUCUUGAUGCGACGCCAUAUGGACAAAGCACUCAGAUUGGAGUAUAUGUCCAUCAAAGAUGCAAGGGACCUAUGGGUAGCGCUAGAAGAGCGCUUUGAUAAUAUCCAAGAUUCCCUCCUCCCUGACUUGAAGGUUCAAUGGAACAAUUUACGCUUCUCCGACUUCAAGUCUGUUGCUGAAUACAAUUCAGAAGCUCUUCGGCUAAGUGCCAUGCUGAAGUUCUGUGAAAAACCUCUCACAGAAGAAGAGCUAAUUGAGAAGACUCUCUCCACCUUCCCCGUCGCAGCAAUUGUACUAUCAAAGCAAUAUCGCACUGAAUAUAAUGCUGGACGACUUACGAAGUUCAAUGAGCUUAUCAAUAUUUUGUCGGUAGAUGAGAAGCACGACAAUAUCCUUGUAAAGAAUUAUAAUUCAAGGCCCGUAGGAACCAAAAGCGUUCGUGAGGCGAAUUAUAAUGCACCCAAGAAAGGGCGCAAGGAGCGGUACCCUACUAAUAAGGGGCAUGUAUACCCUAACAAGGGACAUGAAAGACGCAUGGGUCCAUACAACCGCCCCAAUAAGGAAGGAAACCGCAACUUUGGAGCGGGCACACGUGGUUGCAAAUCCACACGUGGGAGAGGAGAAUAUAACAACACCAUGGGCCGUAACACUGUGGGCCGUGAAGGUCGCAUAAUACGCCGUGGAAGUAGCAGCAACAACCCGCCUAGGGAAUAUCCACAACGUGCACCUCAAAUAAAGAAAGUCAACCACAAUGACGUGUGUCAUAGGUGUGGAUCAAUCGAGCAUUGGUUUAAGCAAUGCCAAGCAAGUACACAACUAGCUGCACGCUACAAGGAGUACAGGGAAAUGAGGGAGCAAGAAGCUCACCUUGCUGAAGAAGAUGAUGGUGAAGAUGUUAUUCUCACCAUAAAAGACUUCAAAGCUGAAAAUGAAGAGCACGAGGAUGCCGCAGACUUUGAUUAAAAUAGUCUUUUCUAUUUUCCAAUAAAACGGCAAAUGUGCCUUAGUCAAAUAACAAUUGUAUUGAC